AUGGCAUUUUGGAAACCAGGCACAGUAGCUCCAGGUAGUUCGGUUGAUCGAGCCACUGAAGACGAGACCGACAAGGCCGUGAUCGCCCAUGCCGAACAACAAUUCCGCCAUUUGACAAUCAAGCAGCAACGCGAACGACUCCCUGUCUUCAAACUACGACGCGAAAUACUGUAUCUUGUUGAAAAGUUUCAAACGGUUAUCGUGGUGGGCCAAACUGGAUGUGGCAAGACGACGCAGAUUCCUCAAUAUCUCGACGAAGCUGGUUGGACCACCGAUGGGAAACAAGUUGCUUGUACUCAGCCGAGACGAAUAGCAGCAACAUCAGUGGCAGAGCGUGUAGCAGAGGAAAAGAAUUGCAAGUUGGGAGCAGAGGUUGGCUAUUUGAUUCGAUUUGACGACCAAACGACCCAAAGGACAAGAAUCAAAUACAUGACGGAUGGCAUGCUUUUCCGGGAAACGAUGAUUGAUCCUCUCUUGACUCGAUACAAUGUCAUCAUGAUCGAUGAGGCGCAUGAACGAAGCUUAUACACCGAUAUUCUUCUUGGCGUCAUCAAAAAGAUUCAAAAGAAGCGACCUGAUCUACGUGUGAUUAUUUCAUCAGCGACUUUGGAUGCAGAAGCCUUCUUUCGGUUCUUCAACCACAAUCAUUCAUCGGAUCGCUCAAAGGAUACAGCUACCAUUUUAUCUCUUGAAGGACGCAUGUAUCCAGUCGACAUUCUAUACGUUGAUCAACCUGUAUCUGAUUACGUGGAGACAACUAUACAAACCGUAUUUGACAUUCACACAAAGGAACCACCGGGCGAUAUCCUUGUAUUCUUGACAGGCCGUGAUGAGAUUGAUACAGUUGUCGCCGAAUUAUAUGAGCGUUCAAGGACGUUACCUGAUAGAAGCAUGGCGCUGAUGCCACUUCCACUGUAUGCUGGUCUAACAGCGGAUGAGCAAUUACGGAUCUUUCAGCCAACCCCAAGACAUUCACGCAAAGUCAUUGUCUCCACCAAUAUUGCCGAAGCUUCAGUUACACUCGAAGGCAUUGUGUAUGUGAUUGAUUGUGGUUUUGUAAAGGUUCGAGCCUACAAUCCCAAGACGGGUAUGGAAGCGCUUGUGGUGACGCCUACAUCCAAAGCAUCGGCAUUACAACGAGCAGGGCGUGCUGGCCGCGUCCGACCAGGCAAAGCAUUUAGGCUUUAUACGGAAGACACAUACAAGACUUUACGCGAUACCAGUAUACCCGAAAUUCAAAGGAGCAAUUUGGCGCCUGUUAUUUUGCAGCUCAAGGCGUUGGGCAUUGAUAAUGUGCUCCGAUUUGACUUUUUGACGCCUCCACCUGCUGAGCUUAUGAUUCGAGCCUUGGAGUUAUUGUAUUCACUCAAAGCGAUUGAUGAUGUUGGACGAUUGACGAUUCCUCUUGGUAUGCAACUUGCUGAGUUUCCUGUGGAUCCAAUGUUGGGCAAGAUCCUGCUUGCAUCAGGGGACUUCAAAUGCAGCGAAGAGAUCCUGACGAUUGCAGCCAUGUUAUCAGUCCAGAAUGUCUUUAUUCAACCACCCAAAGCAUCCAAAGACCACGUACUCGAGACACGACGCAAGUUUUGGGUUGAGGAAGGCGAUCAUUUGAGUUUAUUGAAUGUGUAUCAUGCAUUUAUCAACAAAGGCAACCGAUCCGGGAAAUGGUGUCACGAUCGAUUUCUUAAUUUCAAGGCACUUUCACGGGCGAUCAGCAUUCGCAAGCAAUUGGCACGCUACUUACGACGUUUUGAUAUCCCAUUGAUCAGUGCGCUUGCUUAUUAUCCCAACUCCCCUGAAGGACGACUCCAAGCCAGCGAGCAAAUCCGCAAAUGUCUUACGAGUGGUUACUUUAGUCAAGCGGCACGUGCUGAACCUGAUGGUCGAUUUCGUACUAUUCGUGACAAUGUCCUUUUGGCAGUGCAUCCCGAUUCGGUGCUUUUCAAUCGCAAACCCCAAUGCGUCAUUUUUCAUGAGGUGGUUGAAACAACUCAAGCUUACAUGCGUGAUUUGACAGUGAUCGAACCCGACUGGUUAGCUGAAUUAGCACCUCAUUUUUACGAAUUCAAAGAAAAGAAACGAUAA
This is a messenger RNA of Lichtheimia ornata, 2085 nucleotides long. RefSeq lists its product as uncharacterized. Gene Ontology annotation, molecular function: RNA binding; ATP binding. The transcript is spliced from 11 exons. NCBI's taxonomy places the organism in Eukaryota, Fungi, Mucoromycota, Mucoromycetes, Mucorales, Lichtheimiaceae. Bases 1 to 2085 code for a protein of 694 amino acids. The record is from RefSeq and is a predicted model, not a curated record. Gene Ontology annotation, cellular component: intracellular anatomical structure; catalytic step 2 spliceosome.